AUGGAUUAUUUUCUCAAUGCUUUACCUGCUCCCAUACUGAUAAGUUUGGCAGUAGUAAUUCUUCUAGCAUUGAUUUUCUGGCCGGAGAAGAACAAGAGAUACCCACCGGUUGCCGGAACCGUCUUACACCAACUAGCCAACCGCCGCACGUUGCACCAUUACCACACUGAACUUGCAUGCAAACACAAAACGUACAGGAUACUUGACUUCUUCAAUUUCAAAUAUGGGGUGUACACAUCAGAUCCUGCAAAUGUUGAACACAUACUCAAAACAAACUUUGGAAACUAUGGCAAGGGAUCGUACGUAUACAACCUUCUAACAGAUAUUAUCGGCGAUGGGAUCUUUGGCGUGGAUGGGGAAAAGUGGCGGCAUCAGAGGAAGGCAUCAAGUUCUCAAUUCUCAACAAAAGUACUUAGGGACUUCAGCAGUGACAUCCUCAAAACCACUGCAAUAAAACUUAGUGGCAUAAUUCAUGAAGCUGCAUCGUGCGACAAAUCAAUAGAGAUACAAGAUUUGUUUAUGAAAUCAACCUUGGAUUCAAUCGUCUCGUUUCUAAUUGGUAUCGAUCUAGAUACCAUGUCUGGAACAAACAAUGAAGAAGAAGGUACCCAAUUUGGUGAUGCUUUUGAUGAUGCAAAUGGCGUUACCCUUUAUCGUCUUGUUGAUAUUUUCUGGAGGAUCAAACGGAUCUUCAACAUUGGUACGGAAGCGGUGAUAAAGAAAAAUGUAAAGGUGAUGGAUACCUUUAUAUACAAUUUAAUCAACAGAAAGAUUGAAACACUCCAUAAAUCAGAACAAGAUGAUGGGCAACCUUUAAAGAGAAGAGACUUCAUCUCCAAACUUUUGGAAGCUAAAGAGACUGAUCUAAAGUACUUAAGAGACAUGGUCCUGAGUUUUAUUCUUGCCGGCAAAGACACAACUGCUUCUGCUCUUUCAUGGUUUUUUUAUAUGAUGUGUAAAUAUCCUCAUAUACAAAAAAAGGUUGCAGAUGAAGUUAGAGAAGCAACAGGUCUGAAUAAUACAUCAAGCGAUGAUGAAGUUGUAGCCAACCUUACUGAAGAAGCCCUAAGCAAAAUGCAAUAUCUUCAUGCUGCUUUGAAUGAGACACUCAGACUCUAUCCGACAGUUCCAAUGGAUGUGAGGGUUUGCUUCUCUAAUGAUACAUGGCCAGAUGGAUUUAGUGUCAAAAAAGGAGAACUGGUAGUAUACCAACUUUACUCAAUGGGCCGGAUGAGGUAUAUAUGGGGUGAUGAUGCCGAAGAGUUUCGACCAGAAAGAUGGUUCGACGAAAAUGGCAAUUUCCAAGAAGAAAGCCCUUUCAAAUUCAUAGCCUUCAAUGCCGGUCCAAGAACUUGUCUCGGAAGGGAUUAUAGUUAUCUCCAAAUGAAGAUAUUAUCUGCUGCGCUUUUAAACAAGUACAUUUUCAAGCUCAGUGACGAGAAAAAGGUGGUGAAAUACAAGACAAUGGUCACGCUCCAUAUCAGUAGAGGCCUUCAUGUUCAUGCCUUUCCAAGAGUUUGA
Molecule: messenger RNA, 1521 nt
Organism: Argentina anserina (silverweed cinquefoil)
Lineage: Eukaryota; Viridiplantae; Streptophyta; Magnoliopsida; Rosales; Rosaceae
Product: cytochrome P450 704C1-like
Exons: 6
Coding region: 1-1521 (506 amino acids)
Molecular function (GO): oxidoreductase activity, acting on paired donors, with incorporation or reduction of molecular oxygen; iron ion binding; heme binding
Source: RefSeq, a predicted model, not a curated record